Pseudo-nitzschia multistriata is the source of this 1845-nucleotide messenger RNA. The record is from the annotation of a GenBank genome assembly. Lineage: Eukaryota; Bacillariophyta; Bacillariophyceae; Bacillariales; Bacillariaceae.
GCCCCAUUGAUUUUCUAGGAGGUGGAAAUAGACAGCAAGCAGAUUUUAUUUAGAUCUCGAACACGCAGACGAAUGAGGCAGCGCAAGAACAACAACCUGUCGUUCAACGACGAGGAGAGCGGCAGCGACGAUGACCACAGCGAUCCCGAGGAUUCCAUCCAAGCGGUUCCUCCGGAAGACGAAAAACCAACCCAAAUGAGCCCUCUCAGGAAACAAAAUCACCAACAACAAGAAGCGGGCAUCGAUGCCAACGGCACGACAAAUCUCCUCCGAGCACGAUGGAAAAUGCAAACCCUUCUGGAAGAACUCCGAACCAACAAGGUCUGGUGGGCCCAGUGCUCGACGAUAAUGGGUUCUGCGUUCCUGACCUAUUCGUACCACAACGCAGGCCUGAGUGCCACAAACGUUCAGAUGGCCAUCAUGACGGUGAUCACGCUGGUGGGCGCCUCUCCCUUUUGCAGUACCCAUCUUACAACGGCCGCCAUUGGUACCUUUGUCGGCGGGCAAAACAUCAUCGGAGCGACCCAAAGCAGCSCAGACCACGACCCGUUCGCGGUGGAAUUCCGGUUCACGAAUUACCUGUGGCUUCUGUGCCUGGGGGGCUGCGUCGGGCUGGUCUGGUGCUUCGGGAUCACCCACCCAAGAAUCAAGCUGCUGGAYGGGUACGCCGGGCGCCUGGGAACCACCACGUUYAUCGGAAUGAACGCGGUGAUGGUGUGCCUCUGGGGUCCCCUGGGAGUCGUGGAUUGGRCCCGCUACUACUAUGGCCUCCGGCACGUGGUUCACGUGGCAGAAGAAGACGAUCUGGCCGCCGCAUCGCUGGCGAGUGCCUGGUCCUGGACGGAGGAGGUCGAGCUGGCCGUGGGAUACGUCCUUUCGGUUCUGUGGAUCGGCGUUGCGGGGGGUGCGACGCGCAUUCUCCACCACCGAUCCGUCCAGCGGUGGCAUCGCCACCAGAGGGAGGCUUUAGCGGCUCGGGAGGGUGGCUUCGAAACCGCACUGCCGCAAACGCCRAAGGAGCCGGCCCCGCUCAACAACGUUUUGGUUCCGGUGUUGUGGGCCCUGUUCAGCAAUCUCGUCGUCAAUGCCACCGGCUACASGCAUUCCUAUGGUCUGUACAAUGGAUUUGCGGUGGGAGCCUACGUAGCAAUGGCAUCGCUGCAAAAGAUUCCCACCGUUGCGGCCUUYGCUACCGUUUCGCUCGUUGCAGCCCUCUGGGGAUUGGCUCUGACCCCGUUGUUUGUCGGAUUCGCCGGCAAGUCGGGGUUUACCUCGAUGAUGGGGCACGUGACACACGAGGCCCUCGUGAAAAUACUGAAGCGGGCACGAACGAAGCUCCUCAGGCAGCAGAGGAUGCUGGACGAGGAAGAACGGCAGCGGCAACAGAGACUGAGAGAGGAGGAGGAGCGGUUGCAGCAACGCGAACGCGAGGAGGAGCGCCGGCGCUUGCAAGAAGAGCAAGCAGCGGCAGAAGAAGAAGCAAAACGGUCCGGUUCKGUCCACGAGCCGUACCAUCCACCAGCCAAACCAUCGAGGCAGAAGAAGAAGGAGCUGGUCUUCUCCACAAAGCAACAAAGGAGACAGCAACAGCGGAUUUUGCAGCAGCAACGACAGCAACAAAAACAAAGGCAGGAGCAACAGCCCAAAUUUCCGCAGGAACAAACCCAUGAACCGACCCGCCCUCUCCGCCACCGKGCAUGGAUUGCCACCCCGGCCGACGGCGACGGAAAGUGGGAGUGGGACCGGGAAUURCAGGAUUCUUCUCCCCAUCUCUCGAAAAACAACAUCGUGUAGUCCUAGUCACACAAAAGUCAUGCUUUACAAAAAUAAAAAAAGAGCUACCGA